AUGGAGAUAUUACUAGCAUUGGAUUAUGUGCGCCUAUCAGCAUUUGCUGUUUUGCUGCUUUGGGUCAUUGGAGAGUUUCUCAAACUGAAGAAGGGACAACAUGAGGCAGGAAGUGGUGUCGUGAUUUCAGCAGAAAGGAAGGGGGUGACCCUACUCCCAUCACACAUAAUUUCAGUCUGCAAUGCCUCAAUCACGUCAAUACAUAUUGGCUUUGCUGUUCUUGGAGUUUGGAAGCACCAAACCAUCUCCUUGGGCUUCAUCUUCGCCUCACUGUCAUGGAUUUUGGUGACUCUCUUCUCAGUCUACUGCAAACACAAAGGAGCAGGACUUGGAUCAAACUGGCCUGCAGUUCUUGUUUAUUGGUGGGUCUUCAGCUCCCUGUUAGAAUCACUCCUCACUUCAUUGCAUUUGCUCCACCUAAUCAACUCUGCAACUGUUGUCAAUUUCACUUCGCUGCCCUUCUGCGCCGUCAUAUGUCUGUGUCUAGUUGCGAUAGCCAUGAGAACCUCUGUAGCAAACCAAGAUGAACUGAACCAACCAUUGCUCACGAGGGAAGACAGUGGCCAUAGCAGCAGGGAUAGGUUUUCCAGUUCCAGGUGGUGGAGUCAGCUUACAUUCCAGUGGUUGAACCCGGUCUUUGAGAAGGGACACCAGGUACGGCUCGAGAUUGAACACAUCCCAGCUGUUCCUCAGUCAGAGAGGGCAGACCAGUCGUAUGCAUUGCUUCAAGAAACAAUGCAUAAGCAAAACCCAGAGCCGAUGUCACUACAAAAAGGCAUCAUUUGUGCUGUUUGGACACCUUUGGUCAUCAAUGCAGUCUUUGCAGGGCUUAACACUUUAGCUUCUUAUAUGGGACCAUUCUUGAUCACUUACUUAGUGAAGCUGCUCUCCGACAAGAACCCUGACAGAGGCCAUGGACAUGGAUACAUGCUUGCAAGCCUCUUCUUUGUAUCAAAGACAGUAGAGUCACUGUCACAGCGGCAGUGGUACUUUGGCGCUUGUAGAAUUGGAUUUCAGGUGCGUGCAGCACUGAUGGUGUCCAUCUACAAGAAAUCCCUGUUGAUAAAGGACUCAAUUGCGGGGACAGGAAGAAUUGUGAACUUCCUUGAUGUCGAUGUAGAGAAGAUUGUGUUGAUCAUGGUGAGCAACACACCCCUGGCAAAGUCACAGAAGAAUCUCAACAUGAAGAUCAUGGAGGCGAAGGACUCAUGCAUCAAGGCCACAGCAGAGGCUCUUAAAAGCAUGAGGAUUUUGAAACUGCAUGCAUGGGAGACAGCCUACUUGGACAAGCUUUUGAAGCUCAGGGAUGUGGAGAGAGGGUUGCUCAGAAGGUAUCUGUACACAUGCUCGGCAAUAACCUUCCUCUUCUGGGCAUCACCAACGUUGGUCUCAGUUGUCACCUUUGGAAUUUGCAUUCUUGUAGACGUUCCAUUGUCGGCAGGAACUGUACUAUCAGCCCUUGCUACUUUCAGAAUCCUCCAAGAUCCAAUCUACAACCUCCCAGAGUUAGUGUCAAUGGUCACACAAACCAAGGUGUCCCUAGAUAGAAUCGAAGAGUUCAUCAAAGAAGACUACCACACAAAUCCAAGUAGCUAUGGCAGUAGAAGUAGCACAGAGAAGCAGUCUGUGGCUGGCAUUGUGGAGCUUGGAGCAGGAGAAUACAGUUGGGAAGCCACUGAUAACAACUUGAAGAAUACAAAGUUCACACUGAAGAUUGAUAGAAAGGUGGACAUCAUGAAGGGUCAUAAAGUUGCUGUGUGUGGGCCAGUUGGCUCAGGAAAAUCAAGUCUCCUUUGUGCCAUCAUGGGUGAGAUUCCAAGGGUCAGCGGUGCAAAAACAAUGGUUGUUGGGUCAAGGGCAUAUGUGCCACAGAGUGCAUGGAUUCAAACCGGGACAAUUCAGGACAAUGUGCUUUUUGGGAAGGCCAUGGACAAGGCCCGAUAUGAUGAGGUGCUACAAGGGUGUGCUUUGAAUAAAGAUGUAGAACUAUGGGCUAAUGGAGAUAUGACUGUGGUAGGGGAAAGAGGCAUGAACCUAAGUGGUGGCCAGAAGCAGAGGAUUCAGCUUUCCAGAGCAUUGUACAGUGAUGCUGAUGUUUACCUCUUGGAUGAUCCCUUCAGUGCGGUUGACGCACACACUGGAGCACACCUCUUCAAGGAAUGUUUAAUGAGUCAAAUGUCCUCAAAGACAGUCAUACAUGUAACUCACCAGCUAGAGUUUCUGCGAGAUGCGGAUCUUGUUUUGGGCUUGGGCACCAACAAAUACAAGAAGAAGCAAAUGGAGCUCACAGAGAUAGAGCCAGAUCACACUGUGCUAGGAAGGGAAAGUGAGGAAGAGCGUGAAUCUGGAAGGGUCAAAUGGGGUAUCUACCGAAAGUUUGUUACCUCAGCCUACAGGGGAGCCCUCAUUACCGUAAUUCUUGCAUGCCAAGUCCUUUUCCAGGCAUUGCAGAUAUGUAGCAACUACUGGAUUGCAUGGGCAUCAGAGAGGAAAGAACUAGCAUCAACAGAUCAAAGCACAGUUGACAUAGACAUUCCUUACAGGCUAGCAGGGCUGAUAUUUGCACUAAUUCAGCUCCUCAGUAUCAUUUUCAUUAUGUCCCAAAUUGCUUGGCCCAUACUAUUUUUAUUCAUAGUAAUAAUUUCCAUAUCCACUUGUUAUCAGAGCUAUUACAUCAGUUCAGCGAGAGAGCUAGCGAGGUUGGUUGGCAUUAAAAAGGCUCCAAUUCUCCACCAUUUUUCUGAGACUAUAUCAGGGGCUGCAACAAUUAGAUGCUUUAAUCAGGGAGAACUUUUUUUAAGAAAGAGCCUUACACUAAUAGACGACUACUCCCGCAUCACCUUCCACAAUGCAGCAACGAUUGAAUGGUUGUGUGUCCGUAUCAACUUCCUCUUCAACCUGGUAUUCUUUGUGAUGCUGGUCAUCCUUGUCUCCUUGCCUCAUGAUACUAUUGACCCAAGUAAGUUUUCCCAUAACAAAACUACUAGUACCAUUCAAUGCUUCAACCUAGUUCUGUAG
Molecule: messenger RNA, 3018 nt
Organism: Miscanthus lutarioriparius
Lineage: Eukaryota; Viridiplantae; Streptophyta; Magnoliopsida; Poales; Poaceae
Source: the annotation of a GenBank genome assembly